AUGGAGAAGACCUUGGUCUUCUUGAGAGCAGCUGAUGGUACUGAGGCUGCUGGUCAAGGCAAGUGUGAGCUGGACCAGCUGAAGGGGAGCUACCCGAAGGAGCAAGAAGACACAAGGGGUGAGGGAUCCAGAAUGCUUUCCCCCAGCCAGGGGGUCCCCAAAAGUNNGGCCCGCCUGCGCGAGCUCCGCGCCCGCUCGCGGGUCCUGCUGGCGCUGGGCGCCUCGCAGAUGGCGCUGGGCUGCCUGAUCGUGGCCGUCAGCUUCGCCGCCCUGGCGCUCACCACCUCGGCCCGCGUCCGCCACUCCUGCCCCUUCUGGGCCGGCUUCUCGGUGCUGCUGUCCGGACUGAUCGGUGUGGUCUCUUGGAAAAGGCCCCUGUCCCUUGUGAUAACUUUUUUCAUGUUGCUGUCAGCAGUCUGCGUGAUGCUGAAUUUAGCUGGGUCCAUUCUUUCCUGUCAAAAUGCUCAACUAGUGAAUUCUCUAGAAGGGUGUCAGUUGAUUAAAUUCGACAGUGACAGUGUCUGUGUGUGCUGUGAGUUGCAACACCAGACUUCGGGCUGCAGCCUUGGGGAGAUGUUGAAAUUGAACCCACUGCAGGAGUGCAACACGGUCAGGUUGACCCUCAAGGACCUGCUGUUUAGUGUUUGUGCUCUCAAUAUCAUCUCCACCAUUGUGUGUGCGUUGGCAACGGCGAUGUGCUGCAUGCAGAUGGUCUCGUCCGAUGUUCUGCAAAUGUUCUUGCCGCAGAGGUCUCAUUCUGCCAAUCCGGAUUGCAUGAGCCCUCAUGGGACUAUCCUGCAUCAGACAUUGGACUUUGACGAGUUUAUUCCUCCAAUCCCCCCGCCACCUUAUUACCCACCGGAAUAUACCUGCACACCAGCCGCAGAGACGCAAAGGGCUUUCCACCUGGAUUUUCCACACUCGCCCUUCAGCGCGUUAUACGAGGUGACCAUCAACAGCCCUGGGAUUCUAUACCCAGCCGAGCUGCCUCCCCCUUACGAGGCGGUUGUCGGACAAGCUCCAACUAACCAGGUCACCAGUAUGGAACAGCAAAUCACGGAGUCCAACUUGGGAGAGCGAAAUGCAGCAACAGUUCCUGUGUCUAGUCCUCACGUGGCUGCCUCUACUUGCCAGGACUCCAGGAACCGUCUUGUGCCAACCGGAAAACCAAGGGACCCCCCAAAAGCCGAACUUUCCCAGAAGCCAAAAGUCAUACUGAGCAUCUGCAAAGAGCGGCCCCACUCCUUGGUGGACCUACAGGCCUACAAGGACACUAAGAUUCUGGUGGCCAAAUUUUUGGAACAUUCGAACUGCAACUUGACCCCAGAAGUGCGCCACGUGGUCAACAGGAUCCGGUCUGUCAUCAAGUCUGAUGAACGGUACAUGGAAGAAGCCAUCUUUAGUGCCAACAUCAUUGAUCAGGUCAUCAUGGGCUCCCAGCAGAAUGUGGAUACCUCAAGAAAGCGGCUUCAGGAAGACCUCCAUCUCCAGAGCUGUGGAGCCCUAAGCUCUCCCGUUGCCUUCUUACGCAGGGCCCCCGUCACUCAUGCCUUUGAAAGAGGAAGACCCCACAGUUUAAUUGAAGUGUGCCGAGAGACCAUCCUUUGACAAUGAGCCUUUUGCUCUGCUGAGGAAU
This is a messenger RNA of Protobothrops mucrosquamatus (brown spotted pit viper), 1636 nucleotides long. RefSeq names its product family with sequence similarity 189 member A1 (gene ENTREP2). Gene Ontology annotation, cellular component: membrane. NCBI's taxonomy places the organism in Eukaryota, Metazoa, Chordata, Lepidosauria, Squamata, Viperidae. The coding region runs from base 1 to 1608 and encodes 535 amino acids. The record is from RefSeq and is a predicted model, not a curated record. The transcript has 12 exons.